Messenger RNA from Merops nubicus (carmine bee-eater), 573 nucleotides. Its product is annotated as RGM domain family member B-like. The record is from RefSeq and is a predicted model, not a curated record. The transcript has a single exon. Bases 1 to 573 code for a protein of 190 amino acids. Lineage: Eukaryota; Metazoa; Chordata; Aves; Coraciiformes; Meropidae. Gene Ontology annotation, biological process: BMP signaling pathway. Gene Ontology annotation, molecular function: coreceptor activity. Gene Ontology annotation, cellular component: plasma membrane.
AUGGGGUAUUGCAGUCUAAGAUGUUUGCUUGAUUUCUCUUUGCCAUCUGUUUUGUGCUUAGGUGACUGCCAGCUGCAACCACCUUGUCGAAUCCAGAAGUGCACCACUGAUUUUGUAUCCUUAACGUCACAUCUAAACUCUGCCCUUGCAGGCUUUGAUUUGGAGUUCUGCAAGGCCCUGCGAGCAUACUUUGCCUGUACUUAUCACAAUUCCAAAGUAUGCCGUGGAAACCUUGUCUACCAUUCUGCAGUGCUUGGUAUCAGCGACCUCAUGAGUCAGAGAAAUUGUUCCAAAGAUGGACCCACACCCACCAACCUUGAUGUGAUCCAUGAGCCAUGCAAUUACAAUAGCCACAGAGAAGCUAGAGAUCAUCAGAGCAGCAAGAAGACUCCUUAUAUUUACCUAUUUUGUGGCUUGUUUGGUGAUCCUCAUCUGAGGACUUUUAAGGAUCACUUCCAGACAUGCAAAGUGGAAGGUGCUUGGCCCCUCAUAGACAAUAACUACUUAUCAGUGCAAGUGACCAACGUGCCUGUAGUCCCAGGAUCUAGUGCUACUGCUACAAAUAAGGUGUGA